This is a messenger RNA of Helobdella robusta, 645 nucleotides long. RefSeq lists its product as hypothetical. The transcript has 3 exons. Gene Ontology annotation, biological process: regulation of transcription by RNA polymerase II. Gene Ontology annotation, cellular component: NuA4 histone acetyltransferase complex; nucleus. The coding region runs from base 1 to 645 and encodes 214 amino acids. The record is from RefSeq and is a predicted model, not a curated record. NCBI's taxonomy places the organism in Eukaryota, Metazoa, Annelida, Clitellata, Rhynchobdellida, Glossiphoniidae.
AUGGUUUCAAUGAACGAAAGUGAGUUUGAGAAGCAGGACAAGUUGAGAUCUGUGUGGAAUGUCGACAUGCAGGUCAGUCUCUUCCACGCAAUGAGGGACCACAAGCCCGUCGGUGUUAAUCGACACUUCCAGAUGCUUUUCAUUCAUGACAAAAUAAACAAUACAAAUAAUCCCAAAGUGGCCAACAAAGACGUCUGGGACUAUCUAGGAACUCUCUAUGAUAUUAAUGCCCUGGUGAAUGACUCAGAGAGGAUACCAACUUUAUCAAAAGAAGUUGACUUUGAGCUGCCAACAACAUCUGACAACAACUUGAAGGAUCUUAUAAAUCUUGACUUUCCAAGACUGGGUGCCACAAUGUCUUGUCUGCUGACAUCUUCAUCCUCAUCAUCGUUGUCAUCAUCUUUCUUAGCAGAUGCCCACAACCUCGAUUCAAAAAAAUUUGAUGUUGAAUCUAACAGCUCAAAUGUUGAUAUAACCUCCACAGCCAUCAAUAACAUAACUAAUCCGUCUUCUACUAGUAAUUCCACUGAGACUAAUCCAAAGACCAAAGCAGACAGUCGCAAAAGAACAAGACAGAGCAACCCGGGUAACAACAACAACAGCAUUUGUGAAGUACCCCAGGCUAAAAGGAACCGGAGAAUUUAA